Trichogramma pretiosum is the source of this 3296-nucleotide messenger RNA. RefSeq names its product G protein-coupled receptor kinase 5 (gene Gprk2). Gene Ontology annotation, biological process: regulation of signal transduction; signal transduction; protein phosphorylation. The coding region runs from base 593 to 2458 and encodes 621 amino acids. Gene Ontology annotation, cellular component: cytoplasm. Gene Ontology annotation, molecular function: ATP binding; G protein-coupled receptor kinase activity. The record is from RefSeq and is a predicted model, not a curated record. The transcript has 9 exons. NCBI's taxonomy places the organism in Eukaryota, Metazoa, Arthropoda, Insecta, Hymenoptera, Trichogrammatidae.
AUCUAGUAGUGUGCCGCACGCCGAGCUCGAAGUUAGCAUCAGAGUAGUUGUGUAUUAAAUAGUUUACAAUAGCGAUUAUACAUACAUCGCCGCACCGCACCGACACUACACCGAAAAUGUGCCUGUGAUAAAGAAAGAAAAAAAACGAGAAAAGGAAGGAAUCUACACACGCGCACGCACAAAGUAACGAUAAAUACUUCGAGCCAAAUACACGAACCGCCUUAUGACGACUUCACAAAAGCUUAGCUAGAUGGGAUUUGUGGCUCUGUCAGGGCCCGCGUCCACACAGAAGAAGAAACAGUCAAGGACGACGACGACAGUAACUGGCAGUACUAACAACGUCAUCUCUUCGACAACGACUAUCAUCGAGGAUAAUAAUAAUAAUAAUAAGGACACAGCAGCAACUCGGUUGUCGCCGUCGACGUCGAGGACGCGGAGGAGAAACAGCAGCAGCAGCAGCAGCAGUCGUCGCGUCAGUGUCGGUUUUGCAGGUACAUCUCGCAUCUUGGCGUCGACACCGAAGAGCCGCACGUAAGCGCAAGGCUCAAUUCGGUGGUCGUCAGCCCACCGAAACGUUGGCAAGCUGGAAUUGAUGGAGUUGGAGAACAUCGUCGCCAAUACUGUUUAUCUCAAAGCGAGAGAAGGUGGUGGUGACAGCAACAAAGGCAAGAGCAAAAAAUGGCGCAAGAUACUUCAGUUUCCACACAUAUCUCAGUGCAUAGGACUGAAAGAUAAGCUCGACAUCAAGUACAGCUAUGUGGUGGACCAGCAGCCGAUCGGCCGCCUGCUGUUCCGGCAGUACUGCCAGGACAAGCGGCCGGCCUGGCACUCGUACAUACUGUUCCUCGACGCCGUGGAGAACUACGAGUUCGAGACGGACGAGAAUCGCGCCGAGACGGCGCGCCGCCUCUACGAGCAGUAUCUCAACAACAAGAGGGUCGGCAACAACAGCGGCGGCGGCAGCGGCGGCAGUGGUAACGAUGCUGGGGGCGAAGUCGUCGUCGCUGCGGUGCUCAACGACGAGCUGCUGCGCGAGAUCGAGACGAGGCUCUGCGCCACGGCCACGAUCACCUCAGCGACCACCACCGCCGCGGGCAAGGAGAUCUUCGCCGAGAUCGCGCAGACGGUGAAGAACUUCCUGGCCGGCGAGCCGUUCGCCGCCUUCCAGUCCAGCUUCUACUUUUACAGGUACCUGCAGUGGAAGUGGCUGGAGGCACAGCCGAUCACGUACAAGACGUUCCGCAUGUAUCGGGUGCUGGGCAAGGGCGGCUUCGGCGAGGUGUGCGCCUGCCAGGUGCGCGCCACCGGCAAGAUGUACGCCUGCAAGAAGCUGGAGAAGAAGCGCAUCAAGAAGCGCAAAGGCGAGUCCAUGGUGCUGAUCGAGAAGAACAUCCUGCAGAAGAUCAAUUCGCGCUUCGUCGUGUCGCUGGCCUACGCGUACGAGACCAAGGACGCGCUCUGCCUCGUGUUGACCAUCAUGAACGGCGGCGAUCUCAAGUUUCACAUCUACAACAUGGGUGGAGAGCCCGGCUUCGAUCUCAAUCGCGCGAGGUUCUACGCGGCGGAGGUGGUAUGCGGCCUCGAGCAUCUGCAUCAGCGCGGCAUCGUCUAUCGGGACUGCAAGCCCGAGAACAUACUGCUGGACGAUCACGGCCACGUGCGCAUCAGCGAUCUCGGCCUCGCCGUGGAGAUCACGGAGGGCGACAUGGUGCGCGGCCGCGUGGGCACCGUCGGCUACAUGGCGCCCGAGGUGAUCGACAACGAGAAGUACACCUUCUCGCCGGACUGGUUCAGCUUCGGCUGUCUGCUGUACGAGAUGAUCGAGGGCCAGGCGCCGUUUCGCGCGCGCAAGGAGAAGGUGAAGCGCGACGAGGUGGACAGGCGCGUCAAGGAGGACCAGGAGAAGUACUCGGCCAAGUUCUCGGAGGAGGCGGCGGCUCUGUGCAGGCAGCUGUUGGCCAAGAGCCCGAAGAUGCGGCUGGGCUGCCGAGACGGCAGGCACGGCGCCAAGGAGGUCAAGCUGCAGGCCUUCUUCCAGUGCCUCAACUGGAAGAGGGUCGAGGCGGGCAUGUGGGAGCCACCCUUCGUGCCGGAUCCGCACGCCGUCUACGCCAAGGACGUGCUGGACAUCGAGCAGUUCUCCACGGUUAAGGGCGUGAAUCUGGACGCCACCGACGACACGUUCUACAGUCGAUUCAACACGGGCAGCGUGUCGAUACCCUGGCAGAACGAGAUGAUAGAGACGGAGUGUUUCAAGGAGCUCAACGUCCUCGGCCCCAGCAACACGCCCACGCCGGAUCUCCUGAUCGACCAUCCGACGGUCAAUAAUCAAAACAGAGGCUGCUUCCCGUUCCGACGGAGGAAGAAGCAGAGCGCGAGAACGAGACAAGUACCGCUAUCCGAGUGCCAUUUGCAAGAAUUGCGACAGAACCAAAGCUUGGAAUUGCCGGGCAGCUGAUCCAGGAUCAAUAAUUCGGCCGAAACGAACGGCAGUGCCGCUGCCGCCGCCGUCAAUUCGUCAUCGUCGUCGACUACGACGGCUGCUGUGACAGCAGCAGCCGCAGCAACUACGUCGUCAACGUCAACGUCGUCGUCUUCGUCUACGUCGCAGUCGCAAGCACCGAUCGUCAUCGGCAACGACGAAGCGUCGAAGAAGCAGCAGCAGCAGAACGAAAAAAACGGCACCACGACGACGUUUCGACAGCAGCCACUCGGCAACGAGUGCAAUGGCACUGCUUAGAUCAUUAUUUAUUAAUAUUUACACGAAGUAUAGAUGUAUUUAUUUUUCUUUUUUACUUUCGGCUUUUGAUUUUUUACGUGCAAUACUUCGAGCGCGUCGAAUUAUUACAUACUGUAUAAUAUUGCGCGCGUUUCUCGGAUAAAAUAAUCUUUAUAGAUUCAAGCGCGCGCACACACACUACGACGACGAGGAUAUAAACACACAACGGCGGCUUUUAUGCGUUUCGCGUUUUACCAAUUUUUAGAAUAAAUAUUGUAUAAAUAAAAUAUCGUAUGCGUGUGACCGCGCGCGUCGUUGCUGCUGCACACAGUCGAAAAAGAAAAAGAUGGAAAAAUACGAGGUUAAUGGACAAAAUGGAUAUAGCCGUUUCGAGCGCGGCUAUCUACGAUUAUAAAUUUGCAUUAUAUACGCUUAGAUAGGCUUAUAGAAAAAAAAGGGAAGCUCGAUGACCCGCGUCCGCGUCCGGUAAUAUCGAUACUUUUAGGAAUAGAAUAAUGAUAAAAUUAUCGUUCGAUUUAUUUUUCUUUCUUUCCUCUUUUUUUUUUUUUUUUUGGUA